Mycena indigotica is the source of this 954-nucleotide messenger RNA. RefSeq lists its product as uncharacterized. The transcript has a single exon. Bases 1 to 954 code for a protein of 317 amino acids. The record is from RefSeq and is a predicted model, not a curated record. Gene Ontology annotation, molecular function: protein binding. NCBI's taxonomy places the organism in Eukaryota, Fungi, Basidiomycota, Agaricomycetes, Agaricales, Mycenaceae.
AUGUCCGACUCGUCUGAGGCUCCCAAUGCCCCUCAGGCUGCUCCUCCCCGCACGACCUCCGAGAUCUUCAACGAUCCCUCCGCCGAUGUCAUUCUGAUUUCCUCUGAUCAGGUUGAAUUCCACCUCCAUCGCGUUGUCCUCGGCCUUGUUUCGCCCAUCUUCCGCACCAUGUUCACACUUCCUCAGCCUCAGGCGCCGGAUGCCCACGUCAAAGCGCUCCCCAAGGUCCGCAUGAGCGAGUCGUCCGCAGUCCUCGAGCAUAUGCUGGCCUUGUGGUACCCUGGGGUUCCGCCGCCCACGACGACAAUGACGCUUGCCGAGCUUGAGGUCGUGCUGGAGCUAGUCAUCUUGAAGUAUGACAUGCAGUCCCUGAUUACAAUAGCCCAGGGACAGCUGCGCAACUUCUUGGCCUCCGACGCGCUGGCGGUCUUUGCUGUGGCGAUGCGGCACAGCUGGCAGGAUCUGGCGAAAGAGGCGGCCAAAGAAUGUCUGAAAUUGCCUCUGCGAACAAGCACAUAUGCUCUGCCAGCCUCAUGGAAGCAUCUCUCCCCCCAUUCACUCCACAGGCUCUUGCAAUAUCAUAUUGGCUGCCAUGAGGCCUUAACAGCAUUAGCCAAAACGUCUGCCUGGGACUAUGAUUAUGUAGGGUGGCCCCAAUGCCCUAAUUGCUCUGUCAAAUGGACCGGUUCUGGCACUACUACACUUGGGACGAAGUCCUUCUUCAAGUCUCUGCUCAGCAAGCUGGCACAGGAAUAUCAAUACACUCCUGGUCGCGCAGUGGAGGUAGGAAGUUUGAGCUUCCAAGAGUUGGUUCUUCGACUUUUCAAUACGGAGUGUGGACCACCAACUACAUGUUAUCAAUGUCGUUACAGAUAUUAUCAAGCCACCAUCAGUACGCUGCAGCAUCAGUGGCCUCAAAGGUUGAUCGAUGAGUUUGAAACACUGAUGGUAUGA